Molecule: messenger RNA, 573 nt
Organism: Striga asiatica
Lineage: Eukaryota; Viridiplantae; Streptophyta; Magnoliopsida; Lamiales; Orobanchaceae
Source: the annotation of a GenBank genome assembly
AUGUGGGGAUUAUCAUUGCCACAUACGAAGGACGAACAUUUCCGCUAUAUACGAGAAGGCUUCUCAAACAAAUGGAAUCCACUAGUUGAGGAAACAUUUUGUACCAUCCUCCUACAUUAUAUCCAGUCAGAAGGGUUAAACAUGGAGUUUGACGUUUAUAUGGCAUUUGAUAGAAUCUACCAAACUUGCUUGGCUGAAAUUGGUCAAAAUUUGACUUUGCAAGAAUGCUAUACCACAUUCAUGGUAUUGAAAGAAAGGUAUCGAACUUUUAAAUAUUUUAUGAAACAUCCAUUGGGUGUUUUCGACAUACAUGCAAAGACUAUUUAUCUUGAGGAGGACGAUCGUGAGGAAGCACUUGAGAUUUGGCCAUUAGCCGAACAUUAUUGCAGCAGAAAUCCGGAGCCUUUGUGGGAAACGUUGAAAAUAAUUUUCGAACCCCUACGACUUGAGCCAUAUCCUGGUGAAAUAUUAGCGAGACAUGAACGUAACACUCGCAAAUUGAACCAAGUCGUUAACGAGUACUGGGCGGAAGAACGACGUAUGGCAGCGCGAAGAAGUAGGAGAGGAAAUUGA